Molecule: messenger RNA, 1725 nt
Organism: Chaetomium fimeti
Lineage: Eukaryota; Fungi; Ascomycota; Sordariomycetes; Sordariales; Chaetomiaceae
Product: major facilitator superfamily domain-containing protein
Exons: 2
Coding region: 1-1725 (574 amino acids)
Biological process (GO): transmembrane transport
Cellular component (GO): plasma membrane
Molecular function (GO): transmembrane transporter activity
Source: RefSeq, a predicted model, not a curated record
AUGGAGUCAGAGAAGGGUUCUCCCGCCGUUGCGGUAGAUCCGACAAUACCAUCGACAACCACCCCGGGGACGAGCGAGCCGGUGCCCGUCCCGGUGCUGGCGGCCGGGGAUGACGCACCGCCCAAGAAGCGCAGGCCGGCCCGCUUCUGGAUGGUCAUCGUGGCCCUCAGCCUGCUAGCCUUCAUCUCGGCCCUCGACGCCAUGAUCCUGGGCACCGCGCUGCCCGCAAUCACUGCCGAGCUCGGCGGCUCGUCCGUCUACGUGUGGAUCGCCAACUGCUUCGUCUUUGCCGCGGCCGCCGUGCAGCCCCUGAUCGGGCAGCUGUCCGACAUCUUUGGCCGCAAGGGCCCGACCGUCGCAUGCGUGGCGCUCUUCACCGUCGGUAGCGGUGUGGCCGGUGGCGCGACGAGCCCGGCCAUGUUCAUCACCGGCCGCGUCAUCCAGGGCGUCGGCGCCGGUGGCAUUUACGUGCUCAUCGACAUCAUCGCCUGCGACCUGUUCCCGCUCCGCGACCGUGGCAAGUGGCUUGGCAUCAUCAACGCCUGGGCCGGCCUUGCUGCUGCUCUGGGCCCGGUGCUGGGCGGCGUCCUCGGCCAGAACGCCUGGAGAUGGAUCUUCUACCUCAACAUCCCCAUUUGCGGCAUCGCACUCGUCACCAUCGUGCUGUUCAUGCACGUCCGCAGCGGCAGCCCGGCGUCCAGCAUCACGUCGCUCGACGUAGUCGGCAACCUCAUCUUUAUCCCCAGCAUCAUCUCGGUGCUCAUUGGCCUGGUGACGGGCGGCGUCGUGCACCCGUGGUCAUCGUUCCGCGUCAUCGUGCCCAUCAUGCUCGGCGUGCUCGGCUGGAUCGGCUUCCACCUGCACCAGCACUUCCUCGCCCGCAACCCGGGCGUGCCCUCGCGCCUCUUCAGCAACCGCACCUCGGCCGGCGGCUACCUCCUGACCUUCUUGUCAUCGGUCCUCCUCCAAACCGCCGGCUACUUCCUGCCCGUCUACUUCCAAGCCGUCCUCGGCACCACCGUCUUUGACUCGGGCAUCUUCUUCCUCCCCUUCGCCAUCGGCACGCUCUUCGCGGCGGGAAUCGGCGGCGUCGCCCUCAGCCACUUCGGUGUCUACCGCCCCAUCCACGCCAUCGCCUUUGCCCUCAGCGCCCUCGGCUUCGGCCUCUUCACCCUCCUCGACUCAAGCACCCCCAAGGUCGCCUGGGCGUGGUACGAGCUGCUCAUGGUGUUCGGGCUCGGGCCGACCAUCUCGGCCAUCCUCCCGGCCAUCCUCGCGGGCCUCCCGCAGGCCGACGUCGCCGCCGCCACCGCCGUCUUUUCCUUCAUCAAGACCUUCGGCUUCGUGUGGGGCGUGUCGGUCCCGUCCAUCAUCUUCAACGCCGUCGUCAACAACAACUUGGCCGCCGUGCGGGACGCCACCCUGCAGAGCCAGCUCGUCGACGGCGGCGCCUACGCCUUUGCGAGUCGGGCCCACGACCUGGCGCCCACCAUCGACCCGGCCGUGUGGGCCGAGGUUGUCAGAGUCUAUGUGACCAGCCUGAAGGCCGUGUGGUGGUGGGGGGUCGCCCUCAGUAUCGUGGGCGUGUUUUCUGUGGCUAUCGAGGACCAUUUGCACUUGUCGACCGAGCUGGAGACCGAGUACGGGCUGCAGGAGAAGGGGGCGCCCGCGCAGGGGGGGGAUGGUACGGCGGAGUCGGCGGAGACGGGGUCGGCGAGUGUAUAG